AACAUUGCUAGACUAAUCUCUUCCCCUUCUGUCUUUUGGUACACUUCAUGAAUCGUUUGAUAUCCGCAUCUUAUCAGCAGUAAUCCACUGAAGCCACGAACUCUAAUCUCUUCCCAUUAUCAUUUUUUUUUUUUCACUUUUAACACAUUUUAUCUUUAUCUCCUUCUUCCCUUCAAGAGCUCAACCCCAUCUUCCUGCUCCAAUGUCUUCAAGCAAAACUCAAAAAAUAGCAUCAACACAGACAGAAUCCUUAGUGAACUACUUGGAAACUAAACCACACAAAAAAACACAUACCAUGUUGUCCUCUCCAAUCAUCUACUCCUUUUCACUCUUGCUUUCGUUUUCCCUCAUCUACCUCUUCUCCCCUCAAAUCCUUCCUCUCCAAAACCCUCAAAACCUCCCUUUAGAUGAACUUGAUGAUCUUGCUCUUUUCAAGAAAGCCCUUAGGCCUUGCACAACUACCUCCCACCUAUCCACUAAGAACCCCACUCCUAAAAUAGCCUUUCUUUUCCUUACAAACUCUGAUCUCUCUUUUGCUCCUCUAUGGGAGCGUUUUUUCGAGGGCUACAACAAUCUUUACAACAUCUAUGUGCAUGCAGAUCCAUUUAGUAAAGUCUCAAACCCAGAUGGGAUUUUCAAGGACCAGUUCAUUCCCGGCAAGAAAACAGAAAGGGGCACUCCUUCUUUAAUCUCUGCUGAAAAAAGACUUCUAGCUAGAGCCAUUCUCGAUGACCCUUUUAAUCUUUACUUUGCUCUUGUUUCUCAACACUGUGUCCCUCUCCAUUCAUUUCAAUACAUGUACAAUACCCUUUUUGGCCACAACAUUUUGGAAGCUUUCACAGCUCAAUCUCAUCAUAAAAGUUUCAUUGAAAUUCUCUCCCAAGAUCCGAACUUACCUGAUAGAUACAAUGCUAGAGGGGAGAACAUUAUGCUCCCAGAAAUUCCAUUUGAGAAAUUUAGGGUUGGGUCUCAGUUUUUUGUGCUUGCAAAAAGGCAUGCUUUUCUUGUACUCAAGGAUAGAAAGUUGUGGAGAAAGUUCAAGCUGCCUUGCUUGAAUAUAGAGUCCUGUUACCCUGAAGAACACUACUUUCCAACACUUUUAUCAAUGAAGGAUCCUACAGGAUGCAGUCAGUACACAUUAACAAAUGUUAAUUGGACUGAUUGCUUUGAUGCACACCCUCAUCUGUAUCAAGCAGAAGAGGUUUCACCAAAUUUGGUGCAUAGAUUGAGACUGUCUAAUUCAAGUUACUCUUAUUUUUUUGCAAGAAAAUUUGCUCCUGAUUGCUUGCAGCCAUUGAUGGAAAUUGCAGAUGAUGUGAUUUUCAAGGAUUGAAAAAAGAGUGAGCAAAGGUUUUGGCUAAAGGAACCUUUGAACUUUGUUCGGACAUUUGUGAAUGGAGUGGAGUGAAUGAGGAAGAAUUAUGUUGGUGUGAAGGGAAAAAGGCCCAGCCCAAUGUAAUCUGGUGAAGUUUUUUUUCAGAGUUGUUUGUACAGAGAAUGGAGUCGUAGUGUCUUGUUGUAUAUUGUAUAUAAUACUAAAACACUUCUACUUUUGUUUAUUUUUACAAAAGUGAAUGGAGUGUGAGGCCUUUAGAGCAUGAAGGGUGGAAGCAAAGGCUCGAUGCCUUUCUUUUCCUAAUGUAAAAGUUUGAGAUCUUCCAUUG
Populus euphratica (Euphrates poplar) is the source of this 1664-nucleotide messenger RNA. RefSeq lists its product as uncharacterized. Gene Ontology annotation, molecular function: glycosyltransferase activity. The coding region runs from base 203 to 1333 and encodes 376 amino acids. Lineage: Eukaryota; Viridiplantae; Streptophyta; Magnoliopsida; Malpighiales; Salicaceae. Gene Ontology annotation, cellular component: membrane. The record is from RefSeq and is a predicted model, not a curated record. The transcript has 2 exons.